CACACACGAGGCAGCACAUACAAAUUUCCCACGAGACCCUAGCUUCGAUUUCCUCCUCCUCUUCCUUCUUCUUACCGCUCAGGUCAGGCCCUCCGCGCCCGGGAGAUCCAGCGAGAAACCGCGGCCUCUCGCUCCGCCUCCCCCUCUCCAGGAGCAUCUAGAAGCUUCGGGAGGGGCCCGAAGGAGGGAGGGGGGCGCCGUGGGCAAUGGCGGCGAUGGAAGCCGCAGCCGAUGCGGCGCUGGCCGCCGCGAGCCGCGCCUUCUGCAGCAUCCUCGCCAUCGUGGUCCAGAUCCAGGGGUGUGCGAUCUGUUUAGUACUUGCUGCUGGAUGGGCGUAUGCUUCAUUUGUCAGAAAAAAGGUUAUAAGGAACAUGAGGCGCAAACUUGUAGAUGGAAAUAGUUUUGCAUUUCUUUGUGACGACAUAGAUGAGCUUGAGCACUCCUUUCAGGAGAAUUUACCUAGGGUCUCUGUAAUUAUGCCUUUGAAGGGCUUUGGCGAGCAUAAUUUGCAAAAUUGGAGAACUCAGAUUACUUCUCUUUAUGGGGGGCCACUGGAAUUCCUGUUUGUAGUAGAGAGCACAGAUGACCCGGCUUAUCAUGCCGUUUCCCGUUUGAUGGCAGAGUACAAGGAUAAUCUGGAGGCAAAGGUGGUUGUGGCUGGGUUCUCAACAACUUGUAGCCAGAAAAUUCACAAUCAAUUAAUUGGUGUUGAAAAUAUGCACAAGGAUAGCAAAUAUGUCUUGUUUCUUGACGAUGAUGUGAGGCUGCAUCCUGGGACGAUUGGAGCUCUCACAAAAGAAAUGGAGAAGAAUCCUGAGAUAUUUAUCCAAACUGGAUACCCCCUUGACUUACCUUCUGGAAGUUUGGGUAGCUAUUGCAUAUAUGAAUAUCAUAUGCCGUGCUCAAUUGGAUUUGCAACUGGUGGGAAGACUUUCUUCUUGUGGGGUGGUUGUAUGAUGAUGCAUGCUGAUGAUUUUCGGCAAGACCAAUAUGGUGUUGUCAGUGGAUUAAGAGACGGUGGUUACUCAGAUGAUAUGACACUGGCUGCAAUAGCAGGACAGCACAAAAGGCUCAUAUCUUCACCUCCUGUUGCUGUGUUUCCACACCCUCUUGCAAGUGAUCUUAGUUUCUCCAGAUACUGGAAUUACCUCAGGAAACAAACUUUUGUUCUUGAAUCAUAUGUAUCGAAUGUCAAUUGGAUGAUGAACCGCGCAUUAUUUACGUCACAUUGCUAUUUGUCUUGGGGAUUUGUUUUGCCCUAUAUUAUGGCUUUGGUGCAUGUAGUGACUGCUCUGCGAGCACCAUACAGCGAAAUUGUAAAGGAAGCAUCUGAUUCAUCUUGUGGUUUGAAACUAGUGGGCUUGUUGUUCAUAUGCACUCUCGCAGAACUUGUUUCAAUGUGGAAUUUGACAAAGGUGGAAAUUCAACUAUGCAAUAUGUUGUCUCCCGAAGGACCAAAAGUAUCUCUUGGUUCAUUCAACUGGGGGCUUGUGUUCAUUGCUGUGUUGGUAGACAAUUUCCUCUAUCCCAUAUCUGCAGUCAGGUCUCAUUUCUCCCAAUCAAUUAAUUGGUCUGGUAUCAGGUACUACUUGAGAGAUGGAAAAAUAAGCAAGAUCGAAAGAGAGAAUAGUUCGAAGUAUACUGAUCUUGGAGGGAAGCAUCUCUAUGGCAAGAGGACAUACCCUGAUAAUAAAUCAUUGCUUGGUUACCUGUCAAGAACAUUAGCGCAAUGGCAUCAGCCAAAGAAGUACGAUAUCUAGGAAGGGCAACCGGGAAUUCAGCCCUCAAUUUUGCAGGGCUUCUUGUUGUACACUCCUGUUUUCAUCUCUUCUUUUUCUCUUCUUUGAUUGUUUAUUGAUUGUUAGGUUCAUUCAUAUUGAAUUUUGUGGUGUUCAAGUGACACCACUUAAAAGGUUUGCACCUCAUAGUUCUCGUAACAUUAUAGAUAUGUAACAACCUGAUUGAAGAAGUGACAUGCUCCAUAUUGGUCUGAAGGUCUCGUGGUUCAUAGACUUCGUUCCUUUGUUUGGUGAACGGAGGAAUGUGCUAUUUGAUGAACCAUUGCUGUUGG
Phragmites australis (common reed) is the source of this 2071-nucleotide messenger RNA. RefSeq lists its product as uncharacterized. Gene Ontology annotation, molecular function: ceramide glucosyltransferase activity. The transcript is spliced from 14 exons. The record is from RefSeq and is a predicted model, not a curated record. NCBI's taxonomy places the organism in Eukaryota, Viridiplantae, Streptophyta, Magnoliopsida, Poales, Poaceae. Gene Ontology annotation, cellular component: membrane. Gene Ontology annotation, biological process: glucosylceramide biosynthetic process. Bases 207 to 1760 code for a protein of 517 amino acids.